Messenger RNA from Helianthus annuus (common sunflower), 729 nucleotides. RefSeq lists its product as uncharacterized. Lineage: Eukaryota; Viridiplantae; Streptophyta; Magnoliopsida; Asterales; Asteraceae. The record is from RefSeq and is a predicted model, not a curated record. Bases 1 to 729 code for a protein of 242 amino acids. The transcript has a single exon.
AUGGAAACAGGAAGUGGAAAUGGUAAUUUCAAUUGGCAUUGGUCUAGUCAGCCGGAGACAGAAGAGGAACUUAAGGAAUGGAAAGAAUGUUGCGAGGUGCUUAGUAGGGUGAGUCUUUCCAAUGGUAAGGAUGCUUGGUUUUGGAAUAGCGAUAGUCAGAACGGUUUCUCAGUGAAGGAGGUUAAAUUGGCCAUGAUCACGGAUAGAGGCAAUUGUCACCCUCCAAAUUUUGCUUGGUGCAAGUGGGUGCCCGUUAAAUGCAAUAUUAUGAUCUGGCGAGGCAAUCUGGAUAGGCUACCUACUAGAGUAAACUUAAGAAGAAGGAACGUUGACAUAACUUCGGUGAUGUGCCCUUUUUGCGACGAUGCCGAGGAAUCGGUGGAGCAUUUGUUCACCGCUUGCUCGGUAGCUCUGAAGGUGCGGGCGGCUUUCAGUAUUUGGUGUAACUUUACGCCACUUUACUUUUUUGAGUUUAAAGACAUUUUAGAAAUCCACAAGUUCAGUAAUCGGAGUAAGAAGGAAGAGAAGAUCAUAUAUGGGUUGGCUAUGAUAGCGUGUUGGUGCAUAUGGAAAGAAAGGAACGAAGUGGUUUUUAAACAGAAAACAUGCAACCCGCAAGAGAUCAUAGGAGAGCUAAAAUCAAGAGGUUACACGUGGGUCAAAAAUAGAUAUUCAUGUAAUUAUAUUAGUUGGUCGGAAUGGUGUAAAUAUCCUUUGUACAUGUUGUAA